This is a messenger RNA of Rhipicephalus sanguineus (brown dog tick), 3367 nucleotides long. Its product is annotated as aminopeptidase N-like. Gene Ontology annotation, molecular function: metalloaminopeptidase activity; peptide binding; zinc ion binding. NCBI's taxonomy places the organism in Eukaryota, Metazoa, Arthropoda, Arachnida, Ixodida, Ixodidae. The transcript has 20 exons. Bases 1 to 3339 code for a protein of 1112 amino acids. The record is from RefSeq and is a predicted model, not a curated record. Gene Ontology annotation, biological process: peptide catabolic process; proteolysis. Gene Ontology annotation, cellular component: cytoplasm.
AUGUACGAGUCGAGCGCACAGCGCGUCGUGGGCAGCCGGCCCAAGGUCCGAAGAUCCGGCAACAGUGCUACGAGCGCAUUGCAGAACAUCAGGAACGCCGUGGGUCAGCGAAAAUGGAAAUACGUGAUCGGCGCGUGCUUUCUGAUAAGUGUCGUUGCCGUGGUGCUGCCCGCAAGUGCAGCGCGUUCUGCGAAGCGGACGUCGUCUCAUCACGCCGCCGCGCCCGUGCACAAAACCGUCGCGCAGAACGAAGCGGCCGACGAGCAACGCGCGGUCUACCACGCACCCGCGGUCAACAAGAAAUCGCUGGCACGCAAUCCCACCGACCACCACGCGGCCAAGGUGCGCAAGGCCGCACCAGCCGCCUCCGCGGCCAGGAAGCGUAGGCGGACGACGUCGCCUACCCGCAAGCCUCCAAAGAUCGCCGAGGAAAAAGAGCGCGAAGAUGAGGCGGAGAAAGACGGUGCCGCUGCACGAGCAGCGGCCGAUGAACCAGAACCAGCGGCCGUCCAGGACGCACCGGAGGUGUUAGCGCCCACUGGAGCGGACAAGAACAGCACCCGGGCGUCUAAAGACCGCGCGACAAAGGCCGGCAAGGCUGAGGCGAACGCCAAGAAGGUGGCUGCAUAUAGGCAAAGCGAGGCUCCGAGCAACGAGUCGAUCUUUCGCUUCGCCACGCCUGCAUUGCCCAACGACGCUGGCGACCACGGCGACGAGAACAUUCGCCUGCCGAAGAACGUCAGGCCGGUCGCGUACAAGCUCGUACUAGUGCCAGAGUACCAAGACCAGAGCAUGUCGUUCAAGGGCAGCGUGCGCAUCACACUGGAAGCUUUGGAGCCCACCAAGCUGAUACAGCUGCACGCGGCCAAUCUGGUCAUCAACCGCGGCAACCUGUCUCUGCGCUUCGCUUCGGGCGCUCCCGGUCCUGACAUCCUGAGCAUCCGCACCAACGACUUUUCCCAGUUCCUGUACAUCAACCUGGCCGAGGACCUUGUGGCGGGCGACAAGUACGAGCUGAACAUCUCGUUCAGCACGGUGGCUAUGUACGACAACGGCUUCAACGUCCGACGCUACCAGAGGGACGAAGGCCCACCCGUAUGGGUUUAUGGCGCCAAUUUCCUGCCCACCGAAGCCAGGCGUACGUUCCCAUGCUUCGACGAACCUGGAAUUAAGGCUCCCUUCAUUAUUGAAGUCGUUCGACCCAACAACCUUCACACGCUCUCUAACAUGCCCCUAUCAGCAACGUAUAAAAAGCGCAACGAGUCAAAAGCAGAUGUGUUCGUCACGUCUUUCCCCAUGUCAACGUUCGCUACCGGAUUCUUCAUAUCCGACUUUGUGUCUUACGGAAACAGCACGAUGAAGCUUUGGGCACGCCCUGGUGUAGCGAAGGACGUCGACUUCCUGCUUACGAUGGGACCGCAGAUUCUGAAGUUUUACGAAGAAUACUUCGCGUCGCCGUAUCAAGUGCCAAAGACCGACGUGAUCGCCAUGGAGCAUUACAUCAGCGACAUUCAAAACAUGGGGCUCCUGUACUUGCCCGAGUCGAUCGCAUUCUACGAUGCCGAGGACUCUUCGAUAGCCAAGAGGCAGACCGUCAUGCUCUCCCUCUGUCACGCCUUCUCUCACGAGUGGUUCGGGAACCUAGUUUCUCCGGAGUGGUGGGACGACGUUUGGCUGAUGGACGGAUUCGCAACGUACUUCCAGUACCGAUGUCUCGAGUACUUCGACCAGACUUCCAAAUCGUACGAUCUUAUGCUCGUCAACGAGAUCGUUCCCGUCAUGAAGCACGACAUCAUGAAGUACGCUCCGGCGGUGGUUACAAACGUGGACACCCAGUACAGGAUCUACCAGUCAUUCAAUGUCUUCAGCACUCAGAAGGCUGUAGCGCUUCUGCGCAUGCUAGAUAUGGCUGUUGGAGAAGAGCACUUCAAGAUGGGCGUAUACAAAAUCCUCGACAAAAGGAUGUUCGGCAACGUGACUUCCGCAUUCGUGUGGGACGCAUUUACAGAGGCGAUGCCGAAGAAACGUCCCCUGAAGGUCGCGAAUGUGAUGGAGCCGUGGGUGACACAGCCGGGAUUCCCCAUGCUCAUGGUGAACCGCGUCUACGACGAAAACGCAGCCACGCUCGUUCAGAGCAAGUUCGCACUCGAGCCGGAGGAACGAGAGUCGAGGUUCACAUGGCCGAUCCCAAUCACUUUUGUGUCAUCCGAACAGCGGCUGUUUGACAACACCAUGCCAACCGUUUGGCUGUACGACAAAGAAGGCCAACUGGAGAACCUGCCUGGCCCCCAUCACUGGGUUCUGAUCAACAGCAAGUUCUCGGGCUAUUACAAAGUGAACUACGACGUUCACAACUGGGACCUGAUCAUUCGUCAGCUGCUUUGGAACCACACGUACAUCCACCCACUGAACCGCGCUCAGAUUCAGAACGACCUGUUCGACUUGGCAAAGGCCGGCCUCGUGAACUACACCGUAGCCCUUGAGGCCACCAAGUACUUACUGAAGGAGCAAGACUACAUACCGUGGAAAGCCGCCUUCGAGAAGAUGAAGGACGUCGGGGUCCGGCUGCAGACGACCGAGUCUUACUCGAAGUGGAAGGGAUACAUGUCGUCCCUCUUGAGCGCCAACUUCGCAAACAUCUCGUGGGAUGGCAACGAGACGUCGCUUCUAUCCGCUGAACUCGAGUCCGAGCUCGCCUUCCUUACUUGCUACUACGGUUACCAGCCCUGCAUCGACAAGGCAUUGGAGAUGUUCCAUGAGGUGAAGGAGAGCACAGCCGCGGGCGAUGAUCUGCCGUCGCACCUACGCUACACCGUGUUCUGCGAGGCGGUGAAAACCGGCGGCGAGAAGAACUGGAAGUUCCUGUGGGACAGACUGCAGGAGUCCGAUGACCCGUCAGAGCGAGCGGACAUCAUCAAGGCUCUCAGCUGCUCUCGCAGCGCGCAGCUUCUCGGAAACUACCUCAAGUCCGUGGUGGCACCUGACGACGUCAUCCGACACGAAGACAUCCCCGGUCUGUUCACGUCUUUCUCGGACAACCACGAGGGCAAGCCCGUCGCCUUCAAGUUCAUCAACGACGAGUGGGGCUCCAUUCACAAGAGGUUCCGCGAUGUCCCCGAGGUACUCUUCCAAAUCGAAGAAUCGCUUCUAGAGACUGCGAGCGAAUCAGCAGACGCUAAGACGCUGAGCUCCUUUUACAAGCACAACAAGCAGUCCACGAAGAUUCCAGAAUGGCGCUACAAGCAGGUGCAAGAGGAGCGAAAACUCGACGAUGCCUGGAAGGCAAAGUUCUACCCCGUCGUGAAACACUGGCUGGACGAGAUUGACUUGGCAGUGUAGUCCCGGUCUCGCGUAAUAAAAAAAAAAA